CCGGCCUCUGAGCGCCCAGGAGCGGCUGUUCUCACAGAAUCCUCCCGGGACGAAGGUGGACUUUCCCCGGGUUCAUUCAACACCUUUUAGCUACGGAGGAUCUGAACGGUCAGUUAACUUUUUUUCCCACCCAGUUUGAGGAAACUAUUCCGCUCUGGUCUCUUUGGUGAUGCCUCCAGACUGGAGCUGCUCCGGGACGCACCCAAACCAAACAGGUGCACCUCUGAUACACCACCAAAGAGUUAGUGGAAGCUUUUUACGCGCAAAGAUGAAGGAAAACUGAUCGCAGUUAAAGUUGAUAUUUUCGCUUUUUUUGUCAAAAACCAGGGAUGGAUCGAUCAUUUUGGAACCAUUUCGAAGUCACGGGUUAGACAGAAUCACACGAUGCUGCUUCCAUUUUCGGGGUUUCUGUGUUUGUGGCUGUGCAGCGAGGCCUUCGCGACUCAGAUCCACAAAACAAAGCCGACUUUCAGCCCUCACUUUGCAUCCACAGCCGCUGAGAGGAGUGCGCAGAGCCGGAGAUGGCGCACAGUAACCGGGGAGGACAAUGAGAGGACGGGCGGUGCAGAGCCCUCGGGGCUGGAGACUGUAAAUCUGUCACCCUCUGAGCUGCUGGGGACACAGACACCCGGGCGCGCUGUGCGUAAAAGCGACGCGCAAAACGGAGAGCGUGUUCACGAAGCUUUACGCACGGAUAUAAACAAACCCAAUGAGAGUAGUGGGUGCAAACAGGGAGAAGUGAUUGGAACAAAACAUGGAAGCACUUGUAACUUGACAAGGAUUGGACACAACAGGCGGCACAGGCGGUCACCCUCUGUGCCGUUUGGAUCACAGGUGCGUAAAAGCGACGCGCAACACGGAUCGCAGCACAUCCUACGCGAACGGGAAGCUUUACACACGGCUAUAAAGACGCCUGAUGUGAGUAAUGGAUGCAAACCGGGAGAAGUGCUUGAAAAAACCCAACAUGGACGCACGUUUCGGCAGAAGCGAAGCGCGAAACGCAGCAGAAGGAAGCGAAGUGACGCGGACGAAGCCUCCAUGGCGCAGGAACAAGAGGCCGAACCCCCCUUAAACUCCACGGACUAUGAGGUGGAGGAAGAGUAUUCUGUGCCGGACUAUCCCGACACCACUCCGGUGAUCCCACGCACGCGCCGGAAGCAGCUGAAGAACCCUUUCUACCCGGUGACCGCGGAGGCGUGCGGCGCGUACGCGAUCCUUAUCUUCUCCGCGCUCAUCUUCAGCGUGGGCAUCAUCGGGAACGUGUCUCUGAUGUGCAUCGUGUGUCACAACUACUACAUGAGGAGCAUCUCCAACUCGCUGCUGGCCAACCUCGCGCUCUGGGACUUCAUCAUCAUCUUCUUCUGCCUGCCGCUCGUGCUCUUCCACGAGCUCACCAAGAACUGGCUGCUGGGGGAGCUCUCGUGCAGGAUCAUCCCCUACCUGGAGGUGGCGUCUCUCGGGGUCACGACCUUCACUCUCUGCGCUUUAUGCAUCGACCGUUUCCGCGCCGCCUCCAACGUGCAGAUGUACUACGAGAUGAUCGAGAACUGGGCGUCCACCACCGCCAAACUGGCCGUCAUCUGGAUCGGCGCCUUGCUGCUGGCGCUGCCCGAGCUUCUGAUCCGACAGCUGGUGACGGAGGACAGCGACCCGCCAAACGUAGAGCCGUGCGAACGCUGCGUGGUUCGGAUCUCCACCGAUCUGCCGGACACGCUGUACGUCCUCGGCCUGACGUAUGAUGGCGCCCGUCUCUGGUGGUACUUCGGAUGCUACUUCUGCCUCCCCACGCUCUUCACCAUCUUCAGCUCGCUGCUCACCGCACGCAAGAUCCGACGCGCAGAGAGAGAGUGUGUUCGAGGCAGCAAGAAUAAGCAGAUCCAGCUGGAGAGCCAGAUGAACUGCGCGGUCGUGGCGUUGGCCAUCCUCUACGGCUUCUGCAUCAUCCCGGAGAACAUCUGCAACAUCAUCUGGGCGUACAUGGCGGCGGGAAUCCCUCGCAGGACACUGGACAUCCUGCAGCUGGUCAGCCAGAUGCUGCUGUUCUGUAAGUCUGCGGUGACGCCCGUGUUGCUCUUCUCGCUCUGCCAGCCGUUCACCAGAGCCUUCCUGGACUGCUGCUGCUGCUGCUGCGAAGAAUGCGGCACGUCGUCGCGCUCCGACACCGAAACCAGCGACAACGAGAACGAUAUCACCUCCGCCGAACUGGAGUUGUCUCCGUUUGGGACGCUUCGUGGGGAGCCGUCCACAUCCGCCUCCUGCAGCCACGUGGGGACGCACUGCUGAGGAGGAGGAGUCAACAGAUUCUGGGUCCUUAUAGAGUGGUGCAGGAAAGGAAUGAGUCCUAAAAAAGACUUUGACUGCGACUGACUUUGAUUUCGACUUGAGUUGAAGACCUUGGAUUGAGUUUGCAUUUGUGGUUCCUUCAUCUAGAAGUCAAUGGUUUGUUUGAAGGUGUUUUGGGUUAAAAGGUUGUAAAUGUGUUCUGUGGUUAACACAAGCUGAAGAGUUUUUCACGUUUUAUUCUAUGGCAUAAAAUACGUUAGAAAGUUCUGGGUCCAUAUUGAGUGGUGCAGGAAGGAAAUGAGUCCUAAAAACCUUGGAUUGAGUUUGUAUAUCUGAUUCCUUCGUCUGGAAGUCAAUGGUUUGUUUGAAUGUGUUCUGUGGUAAACACAAGCUGAAGAGUUUUUCAUGUUUUAUUCUACGACAUACAAUACGUUGACAAAUACAGAAAAAUAACUUAGUGGGAUUAUUUUCGACUGAUAUUGCAGUCGCGGUAUGAUUCACGAUAUUAGGAGGAUUGACCAUCAUCAUCACUUUGGAUAAAAGCGUCUAACAAGUGACAUAAAAAGUCUGUAGAAUACAAUUAUUACGCCGGGAUAUCUCUGCAGCUUCACAGUCAUUCAUUCAAAAUUGUAUUUUAAGCCAUAUUUAGCCUUUGACAAAUAUCGUGCUUCCCUAAUUUCCAUAAAAGUCUAAGAAUCAUAAACGUUUGUUUGCCACAGAGCUUAUUUUCCCCAAUAAUCCUAAAUCCAUUGGCUUUUUGUGAAGGGAGUCCCUUUGCAAAGCCUUCAGGGUCGCACUACAGAAAUACGUCAUCCCUGCACGACUCUCUCCUGCUGAGAAGUUUGUCGAUGGACGCGUUGACGCAUCAGGCUGUCAAUUCCUGAUCUCCUAAAACACUGUUGGACACGUUUGAGUUUACUGACGGACAGACUGAAGCCGUCCUUCACUGUUUACAGAGUUUAUAUAUAAAAGAUCUCACAGACAGUAUUAGUUAUUAUCACAUUUAUUUGUUUAGUUCCUUUUUAUUUUUUGACUCACCAGAUUUCUUACUGAAUCUGCACUGUUUCUUUAUCAAACUGUAUUUCACAGAAGCUGAGGGCAGACAUGGAGUAGAAUAAGUCGUGAUCACAAACAAAAGUGGUUUGACGUCUUCCAGAUAAGUGACUUUAUUUUACGCGUCUGUCUUUUCAAUUUAAUUUCCUUGAACAAAAACGAUUAUUUUAGUUAGUCUGGGUUAUUGUGUUGACCUUACAAGCAGCUGUUAACUUUCCCCUAAACAACUGCUGGAUUCAAACACAAAUUAUUCAGUUUUUAUACCUUUUUUCACUGGAAAUGUUACCCUCCGUAUGUAUGGUUAUUGUUAAAGUUGCUAUUUUGUCUUGGAGGAAGGAAAAUCGCUGUAUCAGGACCUCCUUUUUAUUUUACUCACCAGAUUUCUUACUGAAUCUGCACAGUUUUCCCUUUAGAAAAUGUCUUGUUUCUGUUCAGCUGACAUGAUAAUAACUCACUAAAAGUCUUUGUUAAGGCAAUUUUCUUUUUGCAAAAACCUUAAUUAAUUGGUCUUGCAGUGUUUGAACUUCCUUUAAAUAGUGCCAAGAUGCAUUGUUUUUUCUCCGGGGGACAUUUUGACGAAAAUACAGACUCCUAAAAUAUCGUUGUACUCACUUGAAUUGUUGUGUAGGCAUAACAACUCAUCGUCAACAACGUCCACUAUCAGCAGCUGUGAUUUUAUUAUAUUGAAUGUUUAUUUCCUUGUGAGUGAGUCGGUGGGAUGGCUGUUGAUGCUGUGUGUGAAACUCUGCUCUGUUUGCAAUGUGUUACUGUUGUUGUUGUUUUUGUUUUUUUAGCCACAAGAGAAAUGUCACUUUAAUUA
This is a messenger RNA of Trematomus bernacchii (emerald rockcod), 4156 nucleotides long. Its product is annotated as prosaposin receptor GPR37-like. Gene Ontology annotation, biological process: adenylate cyclase-inhibiting G protein-coupled receptor signaling pathway; positive regulation of MAPK cascade. The transcript is spliced from 3 exons. Gene Ontology annotation, molecular function: G protein-coupled peptide receptor activity; prosaposin receptor activity. The record is from RefSeq and is a predicted model, not a curated record. Bases 385 to 2283 code for a protein of 632 amino acids. Gene Ontology annotation, cellular component: signaling receptor complex; plasma membrane. Lineage: Eukaryota; Metazoa; Chordata; Actinopteri; Perciformes; Nototheniidae.